Cotesia glomerata is the source of this 3542-nucleotide messenger RNA. RefSeq names its product neprilysin-2-like. Gene Ontology annotation, biological process: sensory perception of smell; protein processing. The coding region runs from base 220 to 3531 and encodes 1103 amino acids. The record is from RefSeq and is a predicted model, not a curated record. The transcript is spliced from 13 exons. Gene Ontology annotation, molecular function: metalloendopeptidase activity; olfactory receptor activity; odorant binding. Lineage: Eukaryota; Metazoa; Arthropoda; Insecta; Hymenoptera; Braconidae. Gene Ontology annotation, cellular component: plasma membrane.
AAAUUAAAACUUCAACUAUAAAUAAUGCAAAGAAAAGAUAAGUAUCGACUAGUUUUGAUUGGAAACUUUUUAAAACUUUCCUUCUAUAGAAUACAUAAACAAUAACAAUAAAUAAUGUAUCUAAUUAUCGAGCAUGCGUACAAAUUGUAUCUCUAGUUGAAGAAAUACUCUAUUAGAAGAUAUAAUCUUGUGCAGUUAUGUUUAAACUUUUAAUCCGUCAUGAAAGCCAGCGAUGAAAGUUCCAGCGAUUACGAGUGGGCGAUAGGAAUGACCAAACUGGGCCUGAAAGUCUGCGGAGUCUGGCCCAAUAUCAGAAGACCCAAUUGGCUGAGGAUGCUGAUAAGCAUCAGAGUUACUAUUGCCACGCUUAUUGUCAUGAUUUUUACUAUUAUUCCAGGACUGUUCGCGCUGGUCAAAGUUUGGGGCAACAUGACCCUGAUAAUAGACAACCUGAUAAUAACCUUGCCGUUCUUUACCGCUAUUUUUAAAUUAAAUGUCCUGUGGGCCAAGGAAGAAGAAGUCCAAAAGCUGUUUGACGACAUAAGCGAAGAUUGGUCGAGACCAAGAAGCGAAAUCGAGCGUAAUAUAAUGGUAAAAACAGCAACCGUCGCGAGAAACGUCACGAUUUUCGCGUACAUAUUGGUAAUUUGGGUGAUACUGAUCCACCAUUUGCCGCUGUGGGUCGCCGGAAUCGUCCCCAGGACUCCGACGAACCUCACCGACGGAACCAGGGCUCUAGUUAUGCAAACUAUCUACUUUUACGAUGAAACUUUGACACCUACCUUUGAAAUCACAGCGACUUGCCAAUUCUUGUCUAGUUUGGUGGCUGGAAGCUCUUACACGACAAUUGACUGCGUUUUUGGGGCGCUUAUUCUUCAUGUCAGCGGUCAAUUACAAGUUUUGGAGGUCAAGGUCCAGAAUUUGUGCAAUCACUAUGACAAGGCCACCAAGUCUGUCGAUAAAAUCCUCUUUCAGAAAGAUUUGAAUUCGGUGGCCAAAGCUCAUCAGAGAGUUAUCCUAUUUGUGAAAAGAAUGGAAAAUAUCUUUUGUAUGAUGCUUCUAGAGCAAUUUACAGCCUUUGCAAUCAUCUUUGCGACUGAAGGGUUCAACGUGAUAUCUGUUUUGACUGGAGAUGUAGAUGGUUCAUUUUCAACAAUGAGUUUUUCAAUUUCUUACUUUAUCUACGCUCUCUUUCUUAUUUUUUUGUACUCUGCAGCCGGAGAAUAUUUGAUCGACUGUAGCACAAAGAUCUAUCACGCAGCUUACAAUUCCGAGUGGGUUAAUUUAAAAACAAGAGACAUGUAUCAAAUAAUAAUGAUAAUAAAUCGCGCUCAAAAGCCAUUGAUAGUCACUGCUGGUAAAUUUGCACCCAUUUCGCUAAGUACUUUUGCUAAGUGUGAUCCUGAUUUUCCACAACCAUGUUGUUAUUAUAACACUACUUGCAUACCUAAUAAAGCUAACGAUGGUUACUUUAUGUGUAUACCAGAAGGAAUGCGCAAAUGUGACACUCCAAAUUGCAUUGCAAACAACCUGGAGUUUGGAAGCAACGUUUUAAAGCACAUGGACGCAAAAGUAAAUCCUUGCGAUAAUUUCUACCAAUUCGCUUGCGGAAACUACGCCAGCUUUCCAGCGACAUCCAGAAAAGUAAGAUUCUCCAACCACUUGCAGAAGGUCCGUAACGACAAGUCGAUCCAACUGGAUGAAGCCAUCACCAAAUUAUUAAGCUCCAGUACCCAAUUCAAGCCUUAUAAGAUCGUCCGGACUCUUUUUGACUCCUGCCAAGACGUCAAGACCAACAACCAGAACACAAACGGCCUUAACAGCCUGGAGACCUUGGAAAGCAUAGUAUCGGCUCUAGGAGACUGGCCAGUACUGUUGAAGAACUGGCAGAGUGACUUCAAUUGGAUGGAAUUCAUCAGCAAGGCUCAGAACCUCGGAUUCUCUAAGUUGAGCUUCCUUUAUGCUCAAGUCCUGCAGAACAACUUUGACGGAAGUCUCCAAAUCCGGGUCUCGCCGCCUGACCUGGAGCACUCAGGAGCUCUUCUUAAGUCAACGAAGCGCUACAGCGAAUUGCUGGAGGCUUACACUAUCUUCAUGACCAAGGUGGCCGAGGAACUGGGAGCUGAAGAAAGCAGGUCCAGGGAAGACCUCUUGGAGUCCCUGGCCUUCGAACUGAAGCUCGCUGAAGCAGUCACCAAGGAACCACCAACAUUGAUGACUUUGUCUGAGUUGGAAUCAAAAUGGCCGGGGAUUCAGUGGAUGGAUCUGUUCCAGCAGUUGUUUCCUGACUUUGUCAUUAACUCGGCGACCCCGGUCCAAGUGGAGAACCCCAAGUUCGUCACCAAGCUCGAGCAGGAGCUAUCCCAGACCCCUAAAAGAGUCCAAGCUAACUACGCCGUCUGGAAGAUCAUCCAGAAGUCGAUUCACUUUAUCAAGUCCCCGAGUCUCAGUAGAUUGAUAAGGACAUACUGGCACCAAGUCUUUCCAAACUACGCCUUGCCGCCCAUAGACUGUGUUGAAUUUGUUAAACACUUCUUGCCCUUCAGCAUUUACUCGGUGUUCAUUCGCGAGCACGGUGAUAUUCAUGCCAAGUCUGAAGCUACUGAGUUUGUUGAUAAAAUUGCGAACGAGCUUGGCCAGGUGUUUGAGGGCGUUGAUUGGUUCGAUGAAAGCACGAGAAAGAAAGCCGAUGAUAAGGUCAAGUACAUGACGAAGAUCGUGGGAUACAUCAAUAUGCUAGCGGAUAAUGUUCUGAAGGAGUUUUAUGAGAGUCUUGAAAUUUCGGGGGAUUGUCUCAAGAAUUAUCAGAAUUUGAACUUGUUUAUUAUGAGAAAUAAAAUAAGGAUUGUAAAGAAACCAUUUUAUUUUCAAAACUUGCUGGAUGUAUUUACGUAUUAUCAUAUUCCGGUGCUUACGUCGUAUUCUGCGAGAUAUUUGCCGAAUAAGAAUGUUAUAGAAAUAUCACCAAGCAUACUUCAAGGUUUCUUCUUCAAUAUCGACCGUCCUAAUUACAUAAACUACGGGCGAGCUGGAACAUUAAUCGGCCAUGAAAUGGGGCACGCUUUUGACACCCAAAAUCGUUAUCUAGACAAAAAUGGCUUCCACGACAACUGGUGGACUGAAGCUACAAAUAAUACUUACCUAGAAAAAAUUAAAUGCUUCAUUGAAAAAUGUAAUCUUGCUGCAGAAAAACUCGGAGUUAAGAUCAAUGGAAGUAGAUGCGUUGAUGAGAACUUGGCUGACAGUAUUGGAGUCAGGGUGGCGUAUUCAGCGUAUCAAGACUACCUCAAACAAAACGGCGCGGAUCCAAUUCUUCCUGAAUUGGCACUGUACUCCAACAAUCAGCUGUUCUGGCUGUCUUAUGCCAGCCAAUGGUGUUCUCUUCCACAAAAUUCUGUUGGGAAUAACAGAUAUCUUUCCAAUGAUUUAAGAGUUGUCGCAACGGUUGCUAAUAUUCCAGAGUUUUCCCAGGAUUUCAAGUGUCCGGUGGGCUCUAAUAUGAAUCCUGUUGACAAGUGCAAACUUUUUUAAUUUUAUGAUAA